This is a messenger RNA of Capronia coronata CBS 617.96, 1458 nucleotides long. RefSeq lists its product as uncharacterized. The record is from RefSeq and is a predicted model, not a curated record. Gene Ontology annotation, molecular function: acetyltransferase activity; lipoic acid binding. The coding region runs from base 1 to 1458 and encodes 485 amino acids. The transcript has a single exon. NCBI's taxonomy places the organism in Eukaryota, Fungi, Ascomycota, Eurotiomycetes, Chaetothyriales, Herpotrichiellaceae. Gene Ontology annotation, cellular component: cytoplasm; mitochondrion.
AUGAAGCACGUACCAUCGCUGCAAGCCCUGCGGCUGCUGCACAGCCUGGUCCGACGCCAGACACUCGCCACGAGUCCUCGAACUUAUGCCCCCUUCCUCCGUCUGAGUCGGCAUUUCCAUGCCGCUACACGGUUAGACAGGAUAGAAACACACAUACUGUCAGACAUUGGCGAGGGGGUCAAAGAGGUCCAGAUCAUCCAGUGGUUCGUGGAAGAAGGCGCGCCGAUCGAAGAGUGGAGUCCCUUGUGUGAAGUCCAGAGCGACAAGGCUUCGGUUGAGAUCACGUCCAAGUAUACUGGGGUCAUCAAGAAGAUCCAUUUCGGACAGGACGCCGUGGUUCAGGUGGGAGAACCGAUCGUCGACAUUGAAGUGGAAGACGACGCAGGCGCAGAAGACAGCACAGAACACCCCCAAGAACAAAGUCCCGCCCAUGCCAGUGCCAAUGCCGAACAAGCGGCCGAGGGCGGCGAGGAAGCCGUUCGAGAAGAGAUAAAGAUGCAAGAAGAGAAGCCUACAAUCUCGGAACCUACACCGCCAGGAAAACAUGCCUCUCUCGCGACACCCGCCGUGAGAGGUCUGCUGAAGGAACACGGCCUGUCCAUCGAGAAGAUCCCUGGAACGGGCAAAGACGGGCGCGUUCUCAAAGAGGAUGUCUACAGAUUCCUCGAGAAGGCAUCCACACAGCCAUCACCGGCGUCUCCUGCACCAACCAGAGCCGAUGUCGACGCCAAACAGACGGAAACGCCGCAACGACUGACUCCCGUACAAGGCGCCAUGUUCAAGAGCAUGACGGCGUCACUCUCAAUCCCACACUUCCUGUACUCUGACACGGUAGACAUCACUAACCUGGCCUCGAUGCGGGCCAAACUAAACGCCGCCCGCCGCGAUCCCGAGACCACCCCAAAAUACACCUACUUGCCAUUCAUCAUCAAGGCCGUCUCACUGGCCCUGAACAAAUACCCUCUACUCAAUGCACGCUUGGAUCUGACCUCCGACCCGAAGAAACCACAGCUGUUGAUGCGCUCUGUCCACAAUGUCGGGGUGGCCAUGGAUACGCCCAACGGGCUGAUCGUGCCGGUCAUCAAGGCUGUCAAUACGCGCUCGAUCACCUCCAUCGCCCAGGAACUCCUGCGUCUCUCGCAGCUCGGUCAGGCUGGAAAGCUGGGCACGGACGAUCUGACCGGAGGGACGAUCACGGUUAGCAAUAUCGGAAACAUCGGCGGCGAGGUGGUCGCGCCGCUCAUUGUGGAAGGCCAGCUGGCGAUCAUGGGGAUCGGGAAGGUCAAGACCGUCCCUGUCUUCGCCGAGGACGGGGUAACUGUCAAGCCUGCCCAGAUGGCCAGCGUCAGUUGGAGUGCGGAUCACAGAGUCGUGGAUGGCGCUACCAUGGCCAGGAUGGCGCAGGUCGUGCAGAAAUAUCUCCAGGAUCCGAGCACAAUGCUGGUCGAGAUGAGUUGA